Molecule: messenger RNA, 2202 nt
Organism: Eremomyces bilateralis CBS 781.70
Lineage: Eukaryota; Fungi; Ascomycota; Dothideomycetes; Eremomycetales; Eremomycetaceae
Exons: 5
Coding region: 267-2045 (592 amino acids)
Molecular function (GO): protein binding
Source: RefSeq, a predicted model, not a curated record
UUUGGGGAGCUAUUGGAACCAUCUGGGUCCGAAUCACUCGUUUCUACGGACCCGCGUGAACUGUCUAGGAGGCCAUCGUUCCUCUUGAGACAUCGUUCCAAUUUCCGACACUUUAUCAUCCUCCCGACCAACCAUUCCACCGCGCAACCGAUCAAUUCAAUCGUUUCCUCUCUGGUACGGUCGAACAAGGUUCUCUCGUGGAUGGAGACAACAUUCAGGGUCUUCUGCGAACCAUCUCGAUCUCCCAGCCGUCCGUACCAAACGACAUGACCAAGAAUACGUUCUCGUCGAGGAGCUCCCGGCAACGGGGUUCAAUGCCUUCGAAAUUCUCAGCUCUUGCCCUCGCACUUUUCGCGGCGAGUAGUCUUCCAGUUGCCACGGCUCAGAAUUGCAUCUCUCUAGCCGGCUCCAGCGAGUGUUCAGCAUUCAACGCGUCGUCGAUAUCCACGACCGGCGAGGUUGCUGGGAUAUUUCCUUUCCUUGCAUUCGUUUCAGACCGACAAACUUUUGACGAACAAUUACGGCAGUACAUCGCAACUUCAUACCCACGACACAAAUACCAGCAGCUCAUUGGCUGUUCGUCUGUCAAUCUUUCUAACACCACCGCCCUCUAUGCACGAUACACGACAAGUGUAAUUUGUAAUGCCAUUGUGCAGAAUUCAAUAGGAACAUGCAGCCUCUCGGCGGAUCAAUCGGCGCCGUUGUGCGCAGAUGCUUGUGCCGAACAAGCGAUUAGCGAGCAACAGAUCACCGCAAGUCCUGAACUCUGCGGGACGCCGGGAACCGGUGCCUUGAGCCAAAUCCGCGCCGAUUUCACCAAUUGUGCCCUUCCUGGCGGCGCACUUGACAACAAGCUCUGUGUCUCGGGGUGGGAGAACGAGCCCAACAAUUGUGGUUAUCAGGACAACCUUGGCGGCCUCUGCGCUUACUGCGCGACGAGCACAGUCAACUCCACCGAUUCCUGUUGCAUUAAUGCACAGGCCGAAUCCCGCUGCGUGAAUGUCCGACUUCCCUUCACCACCUCCGUGGCCCCUCUAUUCCCCUCCUCCACUGCCCCAGGAUCUCAACCUACCAACGGAACCGCACCUGUUGCAUCCGACUCGGAUGGACUGUCAGGUGGAGCCAUCGCCGGCAUCGUCGUCGCUUCCAUCGCCGGUGCGGUAAUUAUCCUCCUGCUCAUCGCCGGCAUCCUCAUCCUCCGCCGCCGUCGCGCCGCUACCUCCCACUCCAACAGCUCCCUCAAUCAACCUACUCCAUCCCGCCAUGGACCACCCGCACCCGCCAUGUCCUUCACCGGAAGCAGCGGCGUGGGCGCUGAAGCACCCAACAUCCUUCCCGGCGCCCGCGUCGCUCGCCUGGCCGCGCUCGAAUCGUCCUCCUCCUCUUCCAACCAUGGCCACGUCGCCGCCUACAAUCGCCCCUCCUCCGACGCAUACGACAGCCCCGAUUCGCACCGCCACUACGGCGCUGGCAUCCCCCCAAAGCGCACGGGGUCGCUGUCCUCGCACGACCACGAGAGCCCCGACUCCCGCAUCGGGCCACGCGGGCAGACGCCCGGAGGCACGAACGGGAACGGCGACUACAGCUCCCCUGAAGGGCUGGGAUCCGGGCAAUCGGAGCAGCUACAGAGCUUCAAGGACUACUACUCGCAGGAGGAGAUCAAGCCGGGCGACGCCGUGGCGACGCUGUGGGCGUACGCUCCGCGGGCAAACGACGAGUUCGAGCUGGAGCGGGGGGAUAUGUUGAAGGUGGUGGGAAUUUGGGACGACGGGUGGGCGACGGGAGUCCAGGUGCGGGAGCGGGCCGAGGAGUGGGAGGAGCGGAGGAGGGAGAAUCGGGAUAGUGGGGUGAGUAAUGGGAGUGGGUUGCCGGUCCAAGGGGCGCGGGUGGGUGAUGAUGAUGUGGGACCGACAGAGGGGGAGAUCAAGGCGUUUCCGCUUGUCUGCGUCUGCCUUCCACAACACUGGCGAAAGACCAUCGAAAGCGACACCGCCGACCCGGGCAUGGGAGGCCCCCCUGGCGGCCACCCGCCGGCGAGUCCUUGAUUCCACCUACCGUGCGCCGAUUGCCUUUCCCCUCUGAUGCCGACAUGACCCCUUCUCUUCGACCCUCCAAAUUUCACCUCUCUUCACAUCAACCGACCACCCCGGACCCAGCGACGACCCCAUCCAACGUCUUCUCUUCAACUUCGCUGUUUUGCCU